AUGUCGCUGUCACCACAGUCGAACGAAGUAUCUUCGUCACGAAAUGCGCUCAUGACUUCCGAUGUGCCCGCGUCAGCCAAGAAAGGCAAGCUGUCGCCGCACGAGAGGCAAGCACAGGCUAUCUCAAAGCUGCUCGCCAACCCGGACAAGGAGAUCCGCAUCCCCGAGGGUCCCAAGGAAAAGUCGAUACGAGCGCCACGAGAUGUCAUGAAGAACGUCACGGGGUCUAGUGCGGGCGCCGGCUCAGGCGAGUUCCAUGUGUACAAGCAGCAGCGUCGGCGAGAAUACGAACGCAUCCAGCUGAUGGAAGAACAGAACAAAAAGCUGACGGAACAGGAAGAAUUUGAUCGGAAACGCGCUCAGAUGCAAGGCAAGGACGAGGCUAAAACAGACAAGAACCGUGCCAAGCGCGAAAAGAAGAGGCUCGCUGCCUUGAAAGCACAGGCAGCUGCCAAAGGCAGAGACGUAUCAAAAGUAGUCGCAGCGAGAUCUGGUCCAGAUAGGCCGGACGAGGGGCCUGACGCCAAGAAGCAACGCCUACACAAUCAUGCAGUACGAAGAGUCGAGUUCAAGCAAAAGUACGAAUCAGACGAUGAUGACGACUCAUGA
Messenger RNA from Pseudozyma hubeiensis SY62, 609 nucleotides. RefSeq lists its product as hypothetical. The record is from RefSeq and is a predicted model, not a curated record. Bases 1 to 609 code for a protein of 202 amino acids. Gene Ontology annotation, molecular function: double-stranded RNA binding; protein kinase binding; protein kinase inhibitor activity. The transcript is spliced from 2 exons. Gene Ontology annotation, cellular component: nucleolus. NCBI's taxonomy places the organism in Eukaryota, Fungi, Basidiomycota, Ustilaginomycetes, Ustilaginales, Ustilaginaceae. Gene Ontology annotation, biological process: negative regulation of protein kinase activity.